Molecule: messenger RNA, 1875 nt
Organism: Anastrepha obliqua
Lineage: Eukaryota; Metazoa; Arthropoda; Insecta; Diptera; Tephritidae
Product: phospholipase A1
Exons: 4
Coding region: 397-1692 (431 amino acids)
Biological process (GO): lipid metabolic process
Molecular function (GO): lipase activity
Source: RefSeq, a predicted model, not a curated record
UCGUUCAGAUGAGUUUAUAGUAGCGCUUAAGCUUUUUAUAUUUCGAUUUUUACGUACGAAUAAAAGGCGGUUAUACUUAAUAUACGACAUUUUGUUGUUAUGGAACGAGUUGAGAGCGGCUAAAGGGGAGCGCGAUCACAGCUUCAGUUCAACGGCACUCAACGUUAGAGGAAAGUCGCGAAUCAUAAGCUCUCAACUCCAACAAUAAAUACGAGUAUCUGCAAGAAUUGUUGUUCUUUUGUGCAUAUCUAGUACACAAGUUUAUAUUGUUGACAUUUUUUGCGGAUAUUGUUGUGGCUGCGGUAGUGUUUUCUUUUCCGCUACUGUUUACUAUGCCGAUAGUUCUGUACGCAUGCUGUCCGCGUUAAUCUUCCAUGAGUCUACUAACAAGCUCAGAUGAAAAGAGCGGAGGAGGUUACAUUUGAUAUAUUCGCCAGUCGUGCUACGCUGCGUAUUCCAGUGCUUGUGUUUGUUGUAUUAGCGAUACUUGCUGCAAAUGUUCUCUCCGUCGACAGCGCGCCCUCACCCAGCUCACUGCGUGAUGCUUGCGGUCAUACACUACGCCGACCAACCAGCUUCUUCAAACGCCAUUUUGACUCGACUUUCAUGAAAAACUUUUUUAAGCAUUUGAUACCAUUUACCAGUACAAUGCACGUCAAUAUGCAAUUCUUUCUAUACAAACGGGGUUUUGCGGAGUGCGGACGUGAAAUUAUAACUGAUGACUAUAAUUCCUUAGCGAUGUCCGAUUUCAAACCUGAGCAUCCAACGAGAAUUAUCAUUCAUGGUUGGAUGAGUCAGAGUAAAGGGGCUUUGAAUCGUGCCAUCAAAAAUGCUUACCUCAGUCUAGUCGAGCUCGUGCCACAACCAGCUGCCGUCGAUUCCGGCAGCCGUCUCUCUGCUGCAUCAGAUGUCGAUAUUAUAACCGACAGCGCGCCCCUCAACAACGACUUUGGAAAUAAAAUUGACUUUGAAAUUAACAAUACCACAAGCAACAGCAGCGCCAUCACACCAAGCGACUUCAAUGUCAUCGUCUGCGAUUGGAGUGUCAUUUCGUCGAAUGUUAAUUACUAUAGCGUUGUCGAUAUGGUAGAGGACUUGGGGCACUUGCUCGCCAAUUUCGUCAACUUUCUACACCUCCGUACUGGUCUCAAUUAUCACGAUGUAUAUUUGAUUGGCCAUUCGUUGGGCGCACAAAUUGCCGGUAGUGCUGGCAAGCAGUCUUAUCCGUUCCGCUUCAAUACGAUUUAUGCGCUCGAUCCAGCUGGUCCGAAAUUUCGAGAUCUUAGCGAUGAAUAUCGCAUCGAUCCCAGCGAUGCCGAAUAUGUCGAGUCCAUACAGACAAGCAGCAGUUUGGGUUUUCAGGAACCUGUCGGUCAUGCCACCUUCUAUCCCAACUAUGGUCGUGAUCAGAAAAAGUGUUACAUGUAUGGUUGUUCACACAAGCGUGCCUACCAUUACUUUGCCGAAUCGAUUACCAGCCGUUUGGGUUUUUGGGGUACACUGUGUCGGCGCGAGUCGAAUGAUGUUUGGAUAAUUUCGGAAUCAGGUGCCGAAUUUCGCAUGGGUGGUGAGCCGUCUACGCCGAAGAGGGGCACAUUCUAUGUAAAGACAGCAGAUCGGCCGCCAUAUGCUUUGGGUCGGAAUGUUCAACCACUAAGGCUGGUAACUCCGGCUAUAGAUGAUGUGCACUAGAUAAACAUUUUAUAUUGAAGGCCUCAUUUAAUGCAUCUUAAAGUUCUGGCAAGGCUUUUAAUUAAAAGAGCGAAGCUUCUUGUACAUAGAGCCAAACAAUUUUUAUAAAAAUAUUUAUUAUGGCAUAAUUAAUUUUUUACUAAUUAAAAUGUAUUUGUAAAAUUUAUUUAAUAUAUAAACUAA